GUCGCAUGUUCAUACUUGUUUUAAAACAAUCAAAUGGCACAAGUUUUGCUGUGUGGCUUCAAACCAAUUUCAAGAUUAGACGGUUGGAUACGCCCUGCCAUUCGUCGUAAAGGCGAAAAGCUCUACGCUGCCGGGCACGUUAACAGCGUGAAAGAAAUCGCCGGUGUGACUGUGCUGGCGAAGUGUCACUCGCAGCAAAGCAAACACAACUACAGCGUAUCUCUGGACCUGAACAAGGCCGACCGUGCCUUGAGUGGUGGAAGCUGCACUUGUCGGUACGGGGCCUCAGGAAACUGCAAACACUGUGCAGCAGUUGUGAUAUACAUCAAGGAAAGUGAGGACGUGUCCACAACAUCACAACUACAGCAGUGGGGGCGGCCACCAAAGACGUCAUUUAUUAAUGACAAGGCAUCUAUUGAAGAGCUGUAUGGCGAAAAUACCCAUCCAUACGUUGCGGGAAAAGAACCCACAAUGCUGGAGCCAGAAUAUGUGAUAAAUCGCCUUCCUGAAUUGAGGUGUCACAUGAAUACCAUCCUUAGAGAAGUUGGUCAAAACAUGGACAAUGUAACUGCUGACAGAAGUGUUGCCACUGUCACGUGGUAG
Messenger RNA from Dermacentor andersoni, 603 nucleotides. The record is from RefSeq and is a predicted model, not a curated record. Lineage: Eukaryota; Metazoa; Arthropoda; Arachnida; Ixodida; Ixodidae.